This is a messenger RNA of Trifolium pratense (red clover), 1242 nucleotides long. Its product is annotated as probable serine/threonine-protein kinase WNK11. The record is from RefSeq and is a predicted model, not a curated record. Gene Ontology annotation, biological process: protein phosphorylation; intracellular signal transduction. The transcript is spliced from 3 exons. Gene Ontology annotation, molecular function: protein serine/threonine kinase activity; ATP binding. Gene Ontology annotation, cellular component: cytoplasm. NCBI's taxonomy places the organism in Eukaryota, Viridiplantae, Streptophyta, Magnoliopsida, Fabales, Fabaceae. The coding region runs from base 97 to 1005 and encodes 302 amino acids.
AACCUCAUUCACAAGUAUCUGCCACAUUCAUUCCUAUACUACGUGAUUCCGCAUCUUCACUUUUCUACAACAAAAUAAAGCAAUUCAAGUUUUUUCAUGAUGCCAAGUGUUAAACCAAAUCCAUCGGACAAAGACUCAGAGCCAUUCGUCGAAACCGAUCCAACCGGACGAUAUGGCCGAUACAACGAACUCCUAGGAUCAGGUGCCUGUAAGAAAGUAUACAGGGCAUUUGAUCAAGAAGAAGGAAUAGAAGUAGCUUGGAACCAAGUUAAGCUUAGAAACUUCAGCAAUGAUCCUGCAAUGAUUGAUAGACUUUACUCUGAAGUGAGGUUGCUUAGAAGCAUGACAAACAAAAACAUCAUUGCUCUUUAUAAUUUUUGGAGAGAUCAAGAUCAUAAUACAUUGAAUUUCAUCACUGAGGUUUGUACAAGUGGGAAUUUGAGAGAGUAUAGGAAGAAACAUAAACAUGUUUCUGUUAAAGCUUUGAAGAAGUGGUCUAAGCAAAUUUUGGAAGGGUUGAAUUAUUUGCAUCUUCAUGAUCCUUGUAUCAUUCAUAGAGAUCUCAAUUGCAGUAAUGUUUUUGUCAAUGGAAAUACUGGCCAGGUCAAGAUUGGUGACUUAGGUUUGGCUGCAAUUGUUGGAAAGAACCAUUCAGCGCAUUCGGUUCUAGGGACACCGGAAUUUAUGGCACCAGAAUUAUAUGAAGAAAAUUACACUGAAAUGGUGGACAUAUACUCAUUUGGAAUGUUAGUAUUAGAGAUGGUGACACUAGAGAUUCCUUAUAGUGAAUGUGACAAUGUUGCAAAAAUAUACAAAAAGGUAUCUUCAGGUAUGAGGCCUCAAUCCUUGAACAAAGUUAAAGAUGCUGAAGUGAAGGCUUUCAUUGAAAAAUGUCUUGCUCAACCAAGGGCUAGACCUUCUGCUCAAGAAUUGCUAAAGGAUCCUUUCUUUGGUGUUUUAGAUGAUGAUGAAAAUGAUGAUGACAAUUACUCAAUUAAUUUGUAAUUAAAAUUUGUCUUUAUCUGUUAUAUCAUAUGUUGAUACAUGUUAGUUUCUUUAAAUUGACUUACACUACUUUUAGACUCUAGUUGUAAGUCAAUUUAGGGUAGGAUUUGAUGACUAUGAUAUGUUAGAUUAUGAUAAAAAGGAAAUUGUUGAUUAUUAAGUUAUUGUAUUGUGUGACUAGAAAUUGUCAAUUGUAUUUUUUUGAAUUGGCAAGUUUUAUUAAGUAAUACUCCAUAA